AUGAAAACAUGCUACUAUGAACUUUUGGAAGUGUCAUCAGUAGCGACAGAGAGUGAACUCAAGAGAGCAUAUCGUAAAAAAGCCUUACAAUUACAUCCAGAUAAGAACCCCAACAAUUUAGAAGAAGCUCAUCAUCAAUUUUCUGAAAUACGUACAGCCUAUGAAGUGCUUAGUGAUCCUCAAGAAAGAGCAUGGUACGACUCGCAUAAACUGAGUAUACUAAACGAUGAAGAUAUUGUUGAAGAAGAAGAUGGAGGUGGAGGAGUAUCCCAUAUCCCCUCUAUUUCAACCGAGGAAAUAUUGAGAUAUUUCAACCCGGGAAUGUACACUCAGGUUGACGAUAGUGUCUCUGGGUUUUACGCUAUAGUGUCGAGGGUAUUUGAACGGUUGGCAAGAGAAGAAAUCCAACAUGGUAAAUAUCAGGGUAUUGAGGAAUUCAACAAGUAUAAAGAUGACGAGAACAACGUGUAUGUGAUAAAUGUGGAAUUUUUGAAGUACCCAUUAUUUGGAAAUAGUCAUUCCUUGAAUCAAGAUAUUCGAGAGUUUUACCAAGUAUGGCUGAAUUUUGCUACUUGCAAAACAUUUAACUGGAAACAUGAGUAUAGGUACUCUCAAGCGCCUGAUCGUCGAACUCGAAGAUUAAUGGAGCGUGAAAAUAAAAAGAUCAGAGAUGAGGCAAGAAAACAAUAUAAUGAAACUGUCCGGAAAUAUGUAGCAUUUAUUAAAAAGAGAGAUCCCAGAUAUAAAAUAGCAAUGGAGGAGUUGAGUAAGUUGCAGAGGAAGAAGCAAGCAGAUGAUAUGGUUCGCCAAGUUCGCAAUUUGAAAAGAUUAGAGAAACUAAAAGCCAACAGUGAGUAUGAGGAACAAAGUUGGCAGAAGCUAAAUGAAGAAGAAGAGCAAGACUUGAAUCGCAUAAUUUUGGAAGAAUAUAACGAAGAAGCUUUGGGUAGUAGCUUUGAUGAUGAUGAUGAUGAUGAUGAUGAUGAUGAUGUGUUGACGGAUUCGGAAUUUGAGGAGUACGAAAGUAAUCCAGAAGAAGAGAUCCAUGAAUUUGAGUGUAUUGUUUGUGACAAGAUCUUGAAAAAUGAACAACAAUUCAAAAUACACGAGGAGAGUAAGAAACACAAGAAGGCUGUUCGACAGAUGAAAUGGGAAAUGAGACAAGAAGGUAUUGAAUUGGGUAUCGAUGAUGAUGAUAACGAGGGACAAAAUGGUGAUGAAUUUGAGACAGCAGAAAGUGAAUUUGAGGAAACAAGCGAGGAUGAGAAUGAACUCAGUGAAAGUAGCGGCAGUCUGGAUGCGAGGGAAGAAAACUUGAUGCACAAGGUUGAGGAAGUGCAGGAAAACGCUAAAGUUUUGAAAAGCGAGAAUCGUAUAAAUGGCACUACUCAGGCUGUUGAAUCUGAGAGAGCCACAGAUGAAUCCAAAAAUAAUUUAGAAGAAGAAUUGGCAAAACUCAUGGUUGGUUCCAAAUUGGAAGAUUCGGACGAUGAUUGGAACAUUGGCAAUAAUAAAAAGGAAAAGAAGAAAAAUAAGAAAAAGACCAAAAUAAAUAAUAAAAGUUCAAGAGAAUCUACUCCAAGUAAACAGAACACCAGUACUAGUAGGAGUGCAUGUACUUCCACUUCGGGUAUGGAAAAGUGCACGGUUUGUGGACAAUCCUUUAGCUCGAGAAACCAAUUAUUUAAUCAUGUAAAAUCGGAGAAUCAUGUUGCAUUCUCUAAACCUUCUAUAAAAUCAUCUAAAGCGAAGAAGAAAAGAAAAUAA
This is a messenger RNA of Lodderomyces oxycetoniae, 1767 nucleotides long. RefSeq lists its product as uncharacterized. The transcript has a single exon. Gene Ontology annotation, molecular function: zinc ion binding; nucleic acid binding. The record is from RefSeq and is a predicted model, not a curated record. Lineage: Eukaryota; Fungi; Ascomycota; Pichiomycetes; Serinales; Debaryomycetaceae. Gene Ontology annotation, cellular component: cytoplasm. The coding region runs from base 1 to 1767 and encodes 588 amino acids.